GCAGCAGCAGGAUCCUAACCAGAGACUAUGUAUGUGUGGUCCCAAACCAGGGAGGAGCUGCUCAGACACAAUGUCCAACACACAACUCCUCAAAGCUGCGGUGCAGCAGAAACUGGCCGCAGCUGCUGAGGAGAUUUUCCUUCUGUUCGAACAAACUCUCAGAGACUAUGAGCAGGAGGUUUUCCUCUCGAAGCAGCGGGUGGAGCAGCAGCGCACACUGAGCCAAGGCUCUGAGCAGCUCUCUCUGGAGGGAGAGGACACCCCGUCAGGGCAGAAGCUCUGUGAGGAGGCGACUGACGUGGGCGAGGAUGACGAGGAGCCCCUGCAGGUUAAAGAGGAACAGGAGGAUGAACAGUGGGCUGCUCAAGCAGGUGAAAAGCAGCAGGAGGAGGAUGACACCAAAGAGUCAAUGUUCAAUAUCAUCUACGUGCAAAGAAGUAAUGAGGAUGGAAGACCUCGUCGAAGCCAACAGGUUGAAAAUAGAGCAGACCCUUUGCCCAGCAGCUCAUCUGAACAGCUGAGAGCAGAACCCGAGAGAGGCCACUGUGGUGCGUCGGAGCCGACCAGUGACUUCCAGAUGAGUGAAGACAGUGAUGAUGAGUGGAGAGACAGCAGUCCUGCUCUCUCAGGUGUAGAGACACCACAGCAAGCAGGGGAGACAGUAGAGAGGCCGUAUGCCUGCACCGUGUGCAACAAGAAUUUCAGGAUUAAAUCCAUCCUGACUCGCCACAUGAAGACACACACCGGGGAGAAACCUUACAGCUGCAGGGUCUGCGGCAAAAGCUUCAUCCAGCGCUCCUAUCUGCACACUCACAUGAACUCGCACUCUGGACAGAAACCGCACACGUGUAGUUACUGCGGCAGAGGAUUCACGCAGGUCGGGAACAUGAACGCUCACAUGCGAAUCCACACGGGGGAGAAGCCUCACAGCUGCUCCGACUGUGGCAAGAGUUUCAGAGAGAAAGCAGAUCUCGUCAAGCACACAAUAAUACACACCGGAGAGAAGCCGUACACCUGCACUGUGUGUACCAUGAGAUUCAGUGCUCAGUCCAAUCUAACGCGCCACAUGAAGACUCAUUCAGGGGAGAAGCCAUUCAGCUGUGCCGCCUGUGGGAAACGAUUCAUACGACGCUCCCAUUUAAUCGUUCACAUGAGGACUCAUGCAGGAGAGAACUAAAAAAAAACAUUACAACUGCCCAUGAUUUUUAUUUAAUCAUUUCCAGCUUAGGGCCAAUGUAACGUUCAGUUACAUUGGCUCUAAAGACACAGUUACAGCUACAGUAGAGGACGACGUAGAGGAGUAGAACCAAUAUCAAAAACACUUUUCCUAUUAAUAAUCUUGUUUCUACUUAUAAUUCCUCGGUUGUUCACUAGAUGCUCUUGCUUUGACUUGAGUAUUACGAGUGAUAUUGCUGCUGUACCUUUAAGUCUUCAUUUCCGUUGCAAAUCAAAUGACCAUCAUAAACAAACGUUGGACAAGAGAUUAGAUCAAGUGCUUGAAUUGGCGAAGUCCAGAAACCGCUGCAACUAUUCCUCUUGAAUUAGGUGUGGCUCUCUGACACUGGCUGAACAAUACAUGGGUCUGUCGUCACCCGCCAUUGCUUGAUCACAAGACCCCACGAAGUUGACUGGGGAGGUAAGUAACUCACAUUUCUCAACUUUAACAACAAGCUUGUUCUCCACCAGGCAGCAGAGCACUGACCUAACAUGUUGAACAUGUUCCUCCACGUCUUGGGACAAGAUGAGGAUGUCGUCCAAGUAGACAAAGACAGCAAUUCAACAUGUCCCGCAGGACGUCAUUCAGUAGAGCUUGGAUAAGCGGUUGCUCAGUGAGACCAAAGGUUGUGACCAAAUAUUCCUCAAAUAUUUAAAAUGGUGAGGUGGUAGAUGUUGUGGAGGUCCAGCUUGGAGAAAAAUGUGGCUUUGUGGAGAAGUUUAAAAUCUGAGUCGAUGAGGGGUAGAGGAUAAUUGUUCUUUACCUUUCAGAGAAGGUAUGGUCUGAAUGUAAAGUCUUAGAACAGAGAAGUUGAUCAUUUGAUAAUCAAAUCGAAAAAUAAACUUGUUUUAUACUGAC
Messenger RNA from Platichthys flesus (European flounder), 2074 nucleotides. Its product is annotated as zinc finger protein 771-like. Gene Ontology annotation, cellular component: nucleus. NCBI's taxonomy places the organism in Eukaryota, Metazoa, Chordata, Actinopteri, Pleuronectiformes, Pleuronectidae. Gene Ontology annotation, molecular function: DNA-binding transcription factor activity, RNA polymerase II-specific; RNA polymerase II cis-regulatory region sequence-specific DNA binding. Gene Ontology annotation, biological process: regulation of transcription by RNA polymerase II. The coding region runs from base 32 to 1177 and encodes 381 amino acids. The transcript has 2 exons. The record is from RefSeq and is a predicted model, not a curated record.